ACACAAACACACACACACACAUGCAUGCAUGCAUGCGCUUAAAAGUAUUUAGAUAUCAAGUAUUUAUUUGUAAAAUAGCCAAGAAUUUCAUGAAGGCAUGCACCAAGCAAAGACGUGUAGAGUAUGCGAAACUGAGGUAUUUGCUUUUGUUCUGAAUGUUCUGCUCAAUUGCAAGUAAUAUCCACUUGAAGAUCCAACUUGCAGAUCCAACUUCAUUUUCUCACUAUGAAAAGAAGCUUGCGUUGGCUUGCGCCAGUGCUUAUGCUUGUGUCGCAGUAAGAUUAAGGUGUAAUUAGUUAAAUGCAGGGCGAAAAAAGGGAGCCCUCCUUCCUUCCACCCUGUUAAAUGAGAUAGUAAUAUGAGCUAAUAGGAUAGAGUGCUCUUACUUAGCCCGUGAAACAAAGUAUGAUUAGUGUCUAACAGUCAAAGUGGUAAAACGAGAGAAAACAUUUAUUUUCUAUUACAUAUUUAUUAUCCUUGCUAUUUUUUCAUGGGCCAAGUAAAAUCACUUUAAGGUAUAAGGGGUGGAUUUGGUCCGCAUACAACCUAAUCGCUACCUCAAAUUGUUAACGGAUUUUACAAUAUUUUUCCAUAAAAGUUUCAUUUGUGAAUAUUGAAUGGAUAGAACUUUGGUGAAAUAAUGAUAGAUGUGUUGAUCAUCACAGUGAAUGAGCGAUCUAAGCGAACGCUGUAAAGAAAGACCUGAAAAAACGAUUUCAGGCUUCAACGGGAAGCCCGUAGCCCGUUGAAGCCUGAAAUCAUUUUUUCAGGUCUUUCUUUACAGCGUUCGCUUAGAUCGCUUAUUCAUUGUGAUGAUCAACACAUCUAUCAAUGUUUCAUUUCUUUCAUUUUCUAAGAGCUAAAUAAACGUAGUUUUCGAACAUCCAUUUAGAAUUGUCAGUUUUGGAACACUAAAAAUGUUAUUGGGUUUCUGGUGGUUUCUGCAAUCUGAUUGGCUCUCAGCAGUGCGAUUUUAUCAUAAGCCGUACCAUUUUGAGUUGUGAAUUGUCCUGUAGUUUCUUUAUUGGCCAAUGAAAUUGCAGGAAACAUAGAAUUUGACCAAUUAGAUCACAGAAAGAGAAACCAAAAAAGAAAAAAAAAUUUGAGUAGAAUUUCUAGGUGAGAAACAGGGCUCUGGUACGAGAUUGGUUGAUAGUGAAAAUCAGUACACGUAAAUAUAGAGCGAGCAUGCGCAGUGGAAAAUCUCGUUUAACCUUGCGUACGCUUUGAGGAUGCCCAUCAAUAACCGCUGAUCCCAGUAAACAUAUAUGGCCGCUAUCGCCGUUAUGGGGAAGAAGAUCAUGAGAAAUGUAUAGAAGAAAUAAUUGAAACAAAUGAUCACUGUCCACUGAUGUCGCAAAUCAAUGCAUUUUGCUCAGCCUCGUCCAGUUAUUGUUUAUUUUUGCUUUCUCAAUUAAACGCGUCUCUCACUCUGAAAAGAUCUAUAGUACCUUUUAGAACUAUAGUUUAUUAGUAAGCUUUAUUUUUCUUACUUUACCAGUAUGUUUUACUGUCCUGCCAAUCAGAUUUUUUUCAGAUAUUUUUCCGUGCAUGACAAAUUGACCUUUAUUAACCUAGCUAGUUCGUCUCACUCAUUUAAUCGAGCUUAGUAAACACAUAUACUGAAAUUGAAACGCUGUAAACCAUGUAAACUUAACUGUUUUCUGACGUUAUCCGUCUGGCUUUCACCGUCGAUCAAUUUACCCGACUGCUCAAUUUACGUAAAUUACACCGACCUCCGAAAUAGUUAACUAACUUGUUUUUAAUUAUAUCUUUAAUCAGUAAUAAUUUUACGAAUAAAAUAUAAAGUUUGAAAUAAUUGAUGUGACAGAUGACCGUUGAGAAUAUUAUAGUUCGUAAACAAAACAACCUUUGGUCGUCUAACUCAGAACAAAGUUUAGGCGGGAAAAUUGUCCACCUGUCAACCACUUUAAAGUUGACUGAGGUCAUUUUGCGUUAUGAAGCGUGUGACAGGUAGUGAUUGUUAAAGAUUAAAAACCAAUCACUCUGUUCUCCAAUCAAAACAGAUCCUGCUAGUUACCCUAGAUACGGCUUCUUGACCAGUAACGGCCGGGUUAGGUGACAUAAGUGUGAAAGUAUGGUAUGAUACAAGUGCAAAACAUUUCAGUGAAUUGAAGGUAGGGGGGCCGUGCCGUGCCGUGCACGAUCUAUCCUUGGUUGACCAAGGGUUUUUUUUUCGAGGUUACAGUAAAUCAUUUAAUUACAUGGUUGGCUGGAGGAGGCACAUAGAACGCAAUGUAGCUAGGGGAAAGAAUAGUUUGAACUAGUAGUUGUAGUAGAUUAAAAUGGAAGAACCACAGGAUACAACUUUCUAUCAGGACGAACAGAUCUCGUCACAUCUCAUGCCACAUUAUCUUUACGAUAAAAAUGAACUGCAGCUGAAUCUACAUCCUGUAGCUACAGAAAACAAGCUCGAAGGAUUGAGAAAGAAUGCUACUCCCUCGGAGCUCCRUUCGCCUGAUUUUGGUCUACUUAAACUGGGCUCUCCGGAACUUGAAAAAAUGAUCAUGUCUCUGCAAGGAACUGUUACGACUAACACGACGCCAUGUUCGUUUUACAACACAAUUUCACACGCUUCGAUUAAUAACAGCAGUGAUAACUAUUCACGCGGAUUCACGGAAGCCCUUCAGGAUUUACAUGAUAAGCAAUCAACAGGAGAAAGCUUGAUUGAUAUAGCGGAUAAUGCGGCCAGUACUGACCCCUUCUUGGGAGAACCAUCCGUUCAUAAUAGCGGAUCAUUAUUGAACACAAAUCCAACAUUACUCAAAAACACUGCAGAACCUUUGAUUUAUUCAAACAGUUCGACACGGAACGCAGAAACGACUGAAUAUUUUGCCACUAACAGUAAUGUCUAUUCAAACUCUAGAAGUACUGCAAUGUUUAAUCCAUAUUCUCAGCCUUGCGGAAAUACAGGAUAUCAAGGUGUUUUUUCCUACCCUCAGGAGAACUUGGCUUAUCAGGACCCGUACACUAAUGACUCUAAUACUGCGGCCUUGCGUGGUUUUUCGCCUUUUUCGCCCUACGGUAAUGUCCUUAACCAACAAAAACAAGAUCUUCAGCCUACUUAUAAAAUAGAUCCUGGACAAACACAGAUUAUGGCAGACCCUGGGAUUUUACAACCAAUUGAUUUGGAAAUACAAGAGGUUGUAAAAAGAGAGAGGAAAAAGCAACGAAACCGUGUGGCCUCUUCGAAAUGCCGAAAACGCAAACUUGAACGGGAAGCGAGGUUAGAAAACAGGGUAAAAGAUUUGAAAGAGAGGAAUAUAGAGCUGAAUGCAGUCGCGAAUGCUCUGAAGCAACAAGUGUGUGACUUGAAGCAAAAGGUGAUGGAUCACGUUGGCGAGGGUUGUCAGAUUAUGCUCGUCCACCAGUCACAAAUGUCAACAAGCUAGGUUUAUUUGGCAUCUCUCACGGUUCACCUGUCGUUGUUUAUCUCUGAAUCGAUAACCGUGUAAUCGAAUUGAUGGUCUUUCGUCUACCAAGACCAACAAACCUAUACUCCAACGAAUAGCUAUGUUUAAAAGGUUUCACAAAUUUUCUUUAAUCGCGAGAAUUCAGUGAUUCCAUUUCAGUUACUUUUUUUACAAAGUUCUCUCAUAUUUUCACCUGAAGUUUAAAAAAAUGACAUCAUCCGAGAAAGAUUUUUGGGCUCUUUCGAACUUCUAGAUUUCAAUACUUGGAAAUUGAUAUAAUAUCUAAAAUUAAAAUAUAAGUCUAAAUCUGGCAUAUUAAGUAAUAAAAUUCCCAGUAUCAUCUAGGCAAUUUAAAAUAAGUCUAGCCGAAAUAUAUUUAGUAAAUCUCGUAGAUCUGUAAUUCAUCUACAUUAGAUGCUUGAUUCGUGUAUUCAUUUUUAACUAAUAUUAAUUCAUGAUAUAUAAAAAAAACGGGUUUUGUAUGAAUAAGAUCUGUUUGCCGGAAGCACCGAAAACAAUUUGUUCCCAAAAAUGGCUUUCCAUUGGAAUUUUGUAUGAUUCAGCCAAUCACGAUGCUUGGUUAUAAAUUGAGCGGGAAAAACAAUUCGCGUUUGUAAGCGUGCUUCCGUAUAUCAAAAUUCCGCCUCAUAGUUAUCAGUAAAUUAUAGAAAUAUAUAGAAUAAAAGAAAGAAAAUAUGAGCCAUUGAUAUUAUAUUAUUUUAACUGCAAACAAUCAUUGCUAUUCGCUUCCGUGUAAUCAAUUUUGACCAGACUGCAUUUUUUACACCUAGCUUUUGCCGGCCACCAUUUUGUAUUUACCUUCUUAUAAGAAAUCUCAAACAGCAAAGUUGUUAAAAACGACUUUAGAAAACGAAGGUUGAGUGCGCAAUACUAACGCUUUUGCUUCUUAAAGCGAAAAAGAAAAUUAGUCCACAAACACAUCAAAAACACUUUUAAUAUUUCCACUUUAUUUAGCAUGUUGCUUGAUUUUUUUUAGCCGUUCGCAUGCCGAGUUUAUUUUUUCAGUCAAAUUAAUAAUGGUACAGGUAAAUUCAUUGAUUAAAAUGUAAUGAGCAAAUCUCUGUAAAAAGAAAUUUGCGUUAUAAUUUAAGUAAAUUUAAGCGAGACAAGUUUUGAAUAAGGAUACAUCUACGUACAUGCACAGUUACAUUGCACUCUGGACGAUUUGUGGUACUCGCUAUCGUAUUCAUUGUCUGAUGUCAGUAACAAAAACAAGCUGCUUAAAAUAUAUUUUUCGAGUUCGUACAAUACCGCUGUGUUCCUUGAUUACAAACUCAAGGUUAGCCUCCUCUCAGUGUCUAAAUCUCCACAAAUACCAAUGGUACGUGAAGUGAAGAAUGCAAAGACUUUGAAAAUUCCACAGACUUCCACAUGAACACAUGAAURUUAAUCACAAAAUUGAGACUAAGGCCCCGUCCACACGUACCCGCAAAUUUUUAUAUCCGCAAUUCUCAUUUUACGGAUGCGGGUUGCGUCCAUACGUUCCCGCAAAUUUUUGUGUCCGUAUCCUCAAAUUUUGCGAAAACGGAUACGUGUGGACGGUAAAAACGAUUCGAAUACGCUGCGUGUGGACGCAAACAUUUUCAUAUCCGCAAAAAAUAAUUUGCGGAUACAAAAAUCUCCGGAUACGUGUGGACGGGGCCUAACCCUGAGCAAAAAAAUUUCGAACCACUUAAAAAAAUAUUCAAUACAUUCAUGAAUGCACCUAAUUUUCCGAAAUCGCUUGAUUAACCAUUAAGCAAUUGACUCCAAGUCAUCUAGUUUUGCCUUGAUGUGUUCAUGGUAUUUAAUGACCUUAUUUUAUGAAUUCCAACCUCGCCUUUGUAGCUAUGUUUAAAGGUUGAAGUGAAUGAGCUUUUAUCAUAGGUCCAAAACUCCCAGAACUGACACGGUUGUACGAAGGGUGGAUAGCGCUAUCGAUAUCCCGGAGGAUGCCGCGAUCAUUAUCCAGAGGACAACUCGAUGCUGUCAUCCAAUAAAUUCAGUUAUCCGCUGGAUAAGAUUUAUCCGUCGGAUAUCGCUAUCCAUGCACCCUUCGCACGAGCGGGCCCAGAAGAAGAGCACCAUAGCUGGAAAGAGCGUAUUUCAUUGAUAAAACUGUGCAUAAAAUUUUAAGGAAGUCCGAGAUCAAAAUUUUUUUUUUUAAAUUUCGUAUGAAAACAUUCGCUGGAGGCAUAUAGUGAAUUUCUUACCACCAAAAAAGUUAAAGUUUUUCUAUAAAACUCACACUUUUCAAAAAUCAUAUCUUUGCGAUUUUUUUAACAACUUAUUUCCUUAAAACUUUACAGAUUAACUGCUUUUAACAUGCUCUUUUCAGCUAUGGUAAUUAGUUUUCUGUUCUCUUUUUCACUAGUUUAAAAAUACCUGAUAAAAGCUCCUAGCAUCAUCUGUACUURUGAACAUACUACUUUAACAAAAAUGUUUUCCAUUUUCCAUUAUCAGUACUUGUAUAAAACCACCAGUCGUCAAAAUUUGUUUCGUUUAUAUUUAUAAUUGUCACGCUUAUUUUUAGCUUUAAAAGAAAUAAACUUUUACUCAAUACCAUUUCCUAUGCCUCGUUCUUUCUGUAUUCCUUUUUUUUCCCGCCAAAGGACUAAAUAAUGGCCGGAUCUAGUUAAACCGACCAAUAAUAAUGCCGGCCGAUUGCAUGCAUGAUAUUGUGUGGAGGAAAACAGCUUUGAAGGACAAAAUAAUCAUAAAUAAAAAGUUUAAACAAGAA
Messenger RNA from Actinia tenebrosa (Australian red waratah sea anemone), 6174 nucleotides. RefSeq names its product transcription factor Jun. Gene Ontology annotation, molecular function: RNA polymerase II cis-regulatory region sequence-specific DNA binding; DNA-binding transcription factor activity, RNA polymerase II-specific; transcription factor binding. Gene Ontology annotation, biological process: regulation of transcription by RNA polymerase II; regulation of cell cycle; regulation of cell population proliferation. The record is from RefSeq and is a predicted model, not a curated record. NCBI's taxonomy places the organism in Eukaryota, Metazoa, Cnidaria, Anthozoa, Actiniaria, Actiniidae. Gene Ontology annotation, cellular component: transcription regulator complex.